AGUUGUUUGGGAUUUUUGUUUAGUCUGUCAUCAUCUCUAUCUGGUGUUCCCAAUAAUCGUCAGUUUUGGGUGUGCUUUUUUUCGUCGAUACACGCGUUUGGUGCGUUGCACGCUGGAUGUGUUUUGGUGUUUUGAUUCGUUCGCAUUUCAAAUCAAACUCUUCCUCUUAUAAAUACAAACACGUACGGCGCGAAUGACACGCUUGCAAAAAAGAAAGAGAAAAAAUAGUUGCAAUUUGUGUUGUUUUUGUUAGAAAAGUCAUUUUUUGAGUGAUGAACGGCAAUUGAUGCGAAAAAAAAACCAGCAAAUAUCUUGUACAAAAAGAAGUGGUUUGAAUGAACUGUGACUAGUGCAAUUUUGUGCAAAAUGCACUGUAACUGAAGCUAUUCGUGGAGUGGAUCAACAUUUUUUUUUUCUCGGCCGAAGCAAUUUUCGACUAAACGUGCCGAAAAAUCGAGACAAAAAAUAGUGAACUGAAGUAUUGCAAGUGGAACAUUUGAUUUAUUCAAAAAGGAUAUCAGUUUGAGUUUUGGGAAUUUCGAAGAAAACAUUAACAGCAACCAUGUCACAAAUACUGAUGAAAAAUCAAAGUGAUCACAUAAAACGUCCAAUGAACGCCUUUAUGGUGUGGUCACGCGGCCAACGACGGAAAAUGGCCCAAGACAAUCCAAAAAUGCACAAUUCCGAAAUAUCAAAGCGGCUCGGUGCCGAAUGGAAACUACUCACUGAAUGCCAAAAACGUCCAUUCAUCGAUGAAGCAAAACGAUUGAGAGCGCUUCACAUGAAAGAGCAUCCGGAUUAUAAAUAUCGGCCGCGUCGAAAGCCAAAAACCUUAGUAAAAACGCAAAUUCCAGCAAAUCAUCAGAAGCAUCUGCAUUCGCAUCAUCAUCAUUUGGCUGGUGGUGGCAAAGAAUCGCAACCGCAUCAACAGCAAACGCAUCCGCAGCACCAAGCCACGGCUCAAGUGCAACAUCUUUCACCAAAAUAUCCGUUCACCUCAUCGCUUGAGCUAACACUUGGCCUACCACAUCGUACAUCGACCUUCCCAUUGAGUAGCCACUAUCAAUUGCCCGCCACACCGUUGGACACAACGCUUGCCCUCGAUCUACAGGCUCGUCUACAGCAAAUGUACGGUUCAUUGUAUCCACCGUGGCGAUAUUUCAGUGGAUGUCCAUCGGCAGCAACAGCAGCCGUCGCCGCCGCUGCAAUCAUACCCAACGACAGUCAAUCAUCACUUUCACCCGUUGGUUACUGUGUUAAGCCAAACAAACGAAGCCCAUCACCUGUAACCGCCACAAAUUCACUUCCAAGCGUUAUAUGACCAACUCCGUUGCGCUUCAGCGCCGAACCAACCGUCUAAGUCUCCAAAUAUACCAUAGAAUUCUAGACAAAUUUUCACACAACACUUAAAUCGACACUUAAUUGCCUGAGAAGACACAACAAUCCGGUGGGUGCGAACCAAAUCGAAAUGCAUUCGCAAUGAUCAACAACAUUUUUACAGUGUUUUGAAAAGAGAGAGAGAGAGAGAGAGAAAACAACAUCGAUCAGUCAGUGAUAUAUGGUCGUGUGAAGAAAAAUAUGCAUCUUAUUGAGUCACCCUCGUGUAUCACUGCCAGAUUUCAUUCUCGCUUCAAUUGAGUGUCAAAUGGUUCUCUUUUAAAUUGUAAAUGAAACACUUUUUCUGUGCAAUUUGUGCCAUGUUUUUAGAUAAAAAUGGUUUUGAAAAAAAAUGGUUUUGGAAUGACAAAAAAAAGCGAUUGAAUGAUCGAGAGAUGCAGAUUUUUGGAUAUGAAAACGUGAAAAUCGGCUGAGAAAUGUUGUGUGGCAAAACUUUCGAAUUCUUCUACUUCAAGUGGAACAAUCCGUAAAAUAAGAAAAAAAAAAUAAAAAAAAUUUAGUGAAAAUAACAAUGACUAAAGGAAAGACUAAAGGAAAGAAAUGGCAGGUCGCCAUCAAUGUAUCGAAGCGACUUGAAUGCGACAAAUUAUGGUUUAAAUUGUUGUUGAAAAUAAUUUGUGAUAAAACGUUCAUAUCAAUUGAAAAUAAAAACAAAAAGAAAUGACAUAAAAACAUAACUUAUAGGAUAUCACAAUGAAUCAAACAUAAAGGCAAACUAAUGUUUAAAAACAAUGGAAACAAUUCUGAAUCCAAUUUAAAAAGAUGCAUACACAAAACAACAGAAUUAAUCGUACACACACAAUUUAGGGUUUAAUAUAAGUUGUUAGAUAUGCACUGAGCUCAAAAAAUCAUAUGAAUAAAUGAAAGCAAAAUCGUUUUGUGGAUGUAAAUCUUUGCGUAAUGUGAAUUGAAGAGGCGAAAAAAGCGAAUUAUUUCAUUUCUAGUGGUAAAUUAUGUAGAGAAAAACAGGUUGAAAACACACACACACACACACACACACACACAGCUGGUAAUCAAGCAGCCAACACGGAGGGUAAUCACUAGAGACCGUUGAAUUGUUACACACUUCAAAAAACAUUUCAUACUCUGUGUGCUCGGAAUUUUCCGGUUGAAAUUCAAUUGGCAAAGCCAUUCAACAUAUAUUGUGAGGCUGCAAUCUCACACCCGCACACAACUCAUACGGCUAAUUUCCAUUGUUUAUGUUAUCGGGGCACAUAUCAUAUUUGGCGCCGGUAUUCAUCAUGCAAAACAAAAGCACCACUCAAAUGUGCUGAAAAUUAGUUCCGUCCAUUUGAACUCUCGAUGAAUCCCGUCAUUCCAUGCACAUUCACUCUCCGUAUGUAUUUUAUAAACAUAUCGGAUCCCGGAACAUAUUCACAACAGUUUACGCACCGAUUUUUGUUCUACACCGAUGUUUCAAUUCAGUUUAUGAUUUCGAUUUAAACGAAUCCAAUUCGAUUUGAUGUUAUUUUUGGACACUUCAUUCAAUUGGCAGCAUAACUUUUUCGGUCUAUUCAAUUGAUUUUAAUUUUGUUGCAGUUUUAUUUGAGAAUUUAUUAAAUUAUUUCAUAUUUUAUUGGAUUAUUCGAUGAUUUAUUGAAUUAUUUUACAAAAUUAGUGUUGGCAUUCGAACGAAAUUUUUAAUUUCAUAUCGAAAAAAGUUUCAAAUACAGAUGUAUUCCCACUAGAAGUGAUUGACUGAUGAACAAAAUUCGUUGAUUGAAUCACAUUCCGGCGCUGAUUUAUCUUUUUUUUUCUCUACAUUUACCUUUUGUACACCACUUUAUACCUUUUCUUGUAAAGGAGCAAACAAUUUCAGCCAAUUCAAGAUUGAUUUUCUCGAGUGUUUGUAAAAAGUGAAACUUUUUCAAUGAUUUUUCUAACUUUAUUUUCCUGUGUAAGUCAACAAUGUUGACCACACAUUUUUACUCUCCUUUUUUGGCACCAAAUAACAUAGAACAUACCCCAGUAUUAUGUUUCAAACAAAUCAUAAAAUGUUUCAUUUCCCACGACCCAAAAAUAUCUAUCUACCUGAAAACAAAAGUAAAAUUAUGUGCACGUUUUGGUUCAUCAUUAGUGUAAGCCAAUGUGUAUUACAAGUUAGGCGAACUAGUUUGACGUGGAAUGCGCGGGCGAAAUAUUUGUUCGUUGCCGCCGCCGUCAUCGUCGUCGUCGCUCACUUACAAAAAAAUACGUAAUUUUAAAAUGAUUUUAUAACAGACACAGCACAUAAACACACACACACACACAAACCCACAAAUUUUCAUCUUUUUUGCUAUGAACGAAUAAACAUUUCUAGAAGGCAACAUUUAAGUUUAGUCCCAGUAAAACAACAAAAUGACAAAUAGCAAUUCAUUUGAAUUAGUCAGACAGAAAUCCAUGUAAUUUUAUCGAAUGAAACACAAUUGUGACACUAAAAUCAUAAAUUC
Molecule: messenger RNA, 3827 nt
Organism: Sitodiplosis mosellana (orange wheat blossom midge)
Lineage: Eukaryota; Metazoa; Arthropoda; Insecta; Diptera; Cecidomyiidae
Product: transcription factor Sox-14-like
Exons: 2
Coding region: 563-1321 (252 amino acids)
Biological process (GO): anatomical structure morphogenesis; regulation of DNA-templated transcription; cell differentiation
Molecular function (GO): DNA-binding transcription factor activity, RNA polymerase II-specific; RNA polymerase II cis-regulatory region sequence-specific DNA binding
Source: RefSeq, a predicted model, not a curated record